Messenger RNA from Orussus abietinus, 2254 nucleotides. RefSeq names its product phosphorylated adapter RNA export protein (gene Phax). Gene Ontology annotation, biological process: snRNA export from nucleus. Gene Ontology annotation, cellular component: nucleus. NCBI's taxonomy places the organism in Eukaryota, Metazoa, Arthropoda, Insecta, Hymenoptera, Orussidae. The record is from RefSeq and is a predicted model, not a curated record. The coding region runs from base 117 to 1322 and encodes 401 amino acids. The transcript has 4 exons.
AGAGUGUCCCAUCCUAGGCCGCUUUUAAAUCGGGUACUGCGUUCUCAUUCUGUGAUUUACAUUGUUCAAUUUUAAGGCGACUCGCUCGUUCUUAUUAAUUUAUAUUUUGAAAAAAUAUGGAGGCCGAGCCUCUCGAAUUGGAAGACGGGGAAAUCGUCGAGGAUGAGCCAGCCGAUGCAUUCGAGACAUAUAAGAUAUUGCAGAGGCCACAUAUUGAAAAACCAAUGGAAGAACCAUUAAAGAUGCGUUACAGCGACGAGUCAGACGAUACUACGGAAUCGGAGAGUGAUUCCGAUUCAGAUUCUGGUCAUGCGAAGGCUAAGAAGCCCAAAAUAAAAUUGAAGAGGUACAGGACUAAAUCACAAAGUCGGACGUCAAGAAAUGACAAAUACAAAGUCUGGUGCACUCAGGUACAGGAGGAGUCGCUGACAGAAGACUUGGUAUCUUGCGGCGUAACCAAAAGGAUUUGUCAAGGCCGCAGUGUCGAGAAUUAUGAUUUUACUCUUAGAUAUACACUUCGCGAUACGGAAUUACCAAAUAAUGUGAGUUCAGAAGAAGAGAAGGAAGUUGAGCAAAGACUGACAAAUAAAAGGACAUACUCUGAUAGAAGAAAUGUAAAGUUAAGGUUGGGUAAAAGAAGAAAUUCUAUGGAUAUUGAUAGUCAACGGGGAUCGGUCAGAAUCAUAUCCGAUCUAAGCAUAACGGCAGAUUCUACAGAUGAAGAUGUUGCUGCUGAUAUAACGAGUAAACUCAAUGAGAAGAAAGAUCUGCUUAUAAAAAGAAUCGUAGACAUAAUAGGCAAGGACAUGGCGAUUGACUUCUUUCAAAAGACUAAGAAAAUAGAAGAGGAUGGAGGGAUGUUAAUCAUGAAUGGAUCACGCAGACGUACUGCUGGUGGUGUUUAUUUGUGGCUGGUGAAAAAUGAUGAGCACAUUCCUCAAGAAAAAAUUCGCGAAAUAUUCUACACUGAUAAAAAAGAGCACAAUGAAGAAAGAAAGAAGGUGGAUGCAUGUGCUAGAAGGAAAAAAACUCAAGAUCUCAUGAGAAAUCUUGAAAAUGGGUCUGAAAAGGACUUACCAGCCCUAUUAACUCGAGCCGAGUUUUCGACAAGGCAAAUAGCAGAAGAGGCAAGACUUAGACGUGGCGAAGGUAUGGAAAGGACUCCAUUGGAUUCAGAUCGUACUGUUUCCAAUCCUCCGCCUAGCCCUGUAACGGAUGAUCCUGAUCAUUCGGAACAGCCAACAGGACAACGACAAGUUCAGGAUUACAGUGACGACUUCCUUGACAUUGGGGUUGAUGUGGAUAAUAUGGAAUUGUUUUGAAGCAGCAUUUGUUUCUUAAAUUGAAAGGACAGUGUUUUUCUGACCUUUGUACAGAAUAGUGACAACGCUCCGGUGACAUGUGUGUACAGGAAUAUAUAUUGAACAAUCGAUUUAACUCAUUAUUCCCGUAAAUAUGGCAAUUACAAUCAAGUGCAAAUUAAAAACUGGAAACUGCUCGGACAAAGCAGCGCUUUGCCACGUAUCUCAAUUUAGAAAAGAAUAAGAUGCAGGGUAUGUAAAAAUCAAUUGUUUUGUAAGUAAUAGACUUGACCCUGAAGUCACGAAUAAUUUACAUCGCCUAAUAUAAGUUGUGGGGAGCUUUAUUACUACAUCGUUCCCCUAGAUAGCACUGCCAUCUCGGCACAUUUUUGUCUAAUCUACUGCUUGUAAAUUGUAUUUGGUGUAUCGAUAUGUAUAUAUCUGGACGCAAUGUUGGCCAAAAAUAUAUCUCAUUCGAAAGGACAACUCUGUAUCCAGUUAUAUAUAUGUCUAGAGUGAAGAGGCCUUCCGUAAUACUGUAUGCUAUACUAAUGAAAAUGUUUAAAGUAGACGGACCAUGUGCAGAGAGUUAAAAAGUUGCUUUACUAUCUUUUGGAUACAUUUGAUGAAAAUUAAAAAAUUUACUUCUCUGGAAAAAAAAUUUGAAAUGCACAAGUUUGCAGGAAAAUAGGUGCAAAUGUAAAACGCAGACCAAGUAAGCCAAAAGUGUUUCCUGAAGUAGAAAGAGAAAAUGUGUAUUUGCGGUGACUUCUGUUGUCUUAAUCAGGGCUAUUCUUAACAUUUUUGAGACUUAUACUGAGUGAUCGUAAAUUUUUCAUCUUGUUAUUAAUAUUUUGUACUGAUAAUCUCGAAAUUUAUGAAUCUUUCCUGUAGGAUAUUGUAACAUAUUAAAGUACACUAAAUAGACAGUGCCUUACGUUACUAUAAGGUUA